AUGGCCGAUGAGUACGAGCUCGCUGCAGCUCCUGGUUCCUCAGCUUCAGUAAACACAACAAUGCCGCCGGAGGAAGCUGAGGAAUUACAUGGCGUGGAUGCGCGAUUGCAUAAGAGCACGCUGAGAAAGUUGGACUGCUUGUUACUUCCGUUUCUGGCGCUGCUGUUCUUGUUUAAUGCGCUCGAUAAGUCGAAUAUUGGAAAUGCAGAAUCUGCGCACUUUACGGCGGAUGUCGGACUAGAUAAGGGUGCGCUGAACACCGCUGUCGCGCUCUUCUUCGCCUUCUUCGUUGCAUUACAACCCGUCGGCGCGGCGCUGGGAAGAAGAUAUGGCAUGGUGCUCUGGGUACCUAGUUGCAUGAUUCUUUGGGGAGUAUGCACAGCGUUGCAUGCGUGGGUACGGCAUAGAUGGCAGCUUUAUACGUUGCGCAUACUCAUCGGGUGUCUUGAAGCGGGAUUCUACCCAGUCACUGUCACAUAUCUCUCCCUCUUCUACACACGCUUCGAGUUCGGCAGACGGCUCUCAUUCUUCUACGGUCAGGCAGCCGUCGGCGGUGCUCUCGGUGGCCUUAUAAGCUACCUUGUCUUCUCCCACUUCGGAAAUGAUGAGGAAGGCUCGGACAAAGAUUGGCGACCGUGGCAGGUGCUGUUUCUACUUGAGGGCACACUCACUAUCGUUGUGGCAUUCAUCGGAUACUUCUGGCUACCACACAGCGUAGAGACGGCAUGGUUUCUAACACCUGAGGAACGUCAGUAUGCAUCGGCGCGUGUUGUGAGAGAUCGAGACAUACAGAAUGCGCCUGCGGCCGUUCAAGAAGACGAGCACGAAACGGAAGAUACCUACGACGAGGAGUCCCGAGGCCUUCUUGACUCGUCCAAGCAUUCGGCCUCCACAAUCACACCAACACGACAACUGGUGGACGACCGUGGACUCAGUCCCCACGAUAUAUUAUCCGCAGUCUUCAACACCAAGAUUUGGCACAUUCUAGCCUGUAAUGUCCUGUCCGCCGUCCCGGUCUAUGCCUUCUCCGUCUUCCUCCCGCUCGUACUAGCACCUCUGACCGAGGACGCGAACCCUGCGCUCAUCAACUUGCUCACUGCACCGCCACAUAUUUGUGGAGCCAUCGUACUAUACUUCGCCGCCAGCUAUAGCGACAAGCAUCGCAUACGCCUCAAGCCGAUCAUGUUAGGUCUGCUCAUCAUGGUAGCGGGUUUGAUUCUCGUGGUUUUGCUCCCAAGCUCAUGGGCAGUACCCCGUUACAUCGCCCUCAACAUUCUCCUCUCUGGCACCUACAUUGCUUCCCCGCUUACUGUAGCCUGGAUAUCUGGUAACACACCAUCGCCCGGCAAGCGUGCAUUGCUCCUCGGUAUCAAUGGCUGGGGCAAUCUUGCUGGAGUCAUCUCAGCUAUCUUGUUUCGACCAAAAUAUGCAGCGGGUGGCUAUAUUGUGCCUUUUUGGUGGACACUUGCGUCUGUUGCAUUAGCGGCGUUUGGAUAUGUGCUUUUCUACAGACGCUUAAAGCACGAGAACGAGACAAGGCAGGGAAUUCUGCGCAAGUGGAGUGAAGAUGACGUUGAGGCAGAGAGAGUGCAUGGUAGAGGACCGCUACCGCAGCAACAGCAGUGGCUGAGGAGAGCUAUCGACGUGACGCGGUCACAUGCGAAGCUUGCCUCGAUUGGUGAUUGGCUUGAGCAGGCUGUACGAGGCAGAGAAGGUGACGAUAGACUUACGUUUGUUUAUGGACUUUGA
Alternaria postmessia is the source of this 1749-nucleotide messenger RNA. RefSeq lists its product as uncharacterized. Gene Ontology annotation, biological process: transmembrane transport. The transcript has 3 exons. NCBI's taxonomy places the organism in Eukaryota, Fungi, Ascomycota, Dothideomycetes, Pleosporales, Pleosporaceae. The coding region runs from base 1 to 1749 and encodes 582 amino acids. Gene Ontology annotation, molecular function: transmembrane transporter activity. The record is from RefSeq and is a predicted model, not a curated record. Gene Ontology annotation, cellular component: membrane.